Molecule: messenger RNA, 1233 nt
Organism: Cherax quadricarinatus
Lineage: Eukaryota; Metazoa; Arthropoda; Malacostraca; Decapoda; Parastacidae
Source: RefSeq, a predicted model, not a curated record
AUGGUCUUUGCCAUACAUCGCAGAGUAAACACUGUUGGAAUUGAAUUAGUGCAUGGAUCCAUCAGGCCCACGACAGUCCAUGAGUUGUUGCUCUUGAUUAUCAGGAACAUCUAUGGCAUUGACGACAUGGAGCUGUACGGCGUGGCUUUAAAUGGCUCAUUCAAGAUAUUCGUAAAAUUGCUCCAAGUGCAGGUGUAUGAGGGUCUUGUUGAUCGUUACCAAGAUCUUAGUAUGGAAGUGACCCCGGAAGUGAGCGUCAGACUUGUGGACGUUUUCCAUCAGUAUAUGUGGGUGAGGGAAAUUUGUUCUGAAAUCCAGUUCAAGUGUAAGUCAUCUGGCGAAUGUAUCCCUCGUUUAUGGGUGUGUGAUGAGACCAAAGACUGUCGAGACUCAAGUGAUGAGGAAAACUGUGGUUUCACGCAUUCACUGUCGACUUCAUCUCCAGCACUGUCGACGUCCAUCAAUGUCGAGGAAAUUUGUUCUGAAAUCCAGUUCAAGUGUAAGUCAUCUGGCGAAUGUAUCCCUCGUUUAUGGGUGUGUGAUGAGACCAAAGACUGUCGAGACUCAAGUGAUGAGGAAAACUGUGGCUUCACGCAGUCACUGUCGACUUCAUCUCCAUCACUGUCGACAUCCAUCAAUAUCGAGAAGGAAGAUCCGUGUGAGAGAAAAGAGUGCAGCCACCACUGUUUGUCGUCACGUCUGCUGCCUUCAGGCUUCAUUUGCUACUGCCCUUCGGGAAUGCGGCUUCAGGACGACCGUCGCACCUGUGUUGCCAAGGAACCCGACCAAGUGAUGGAGUUCCCAUGGAAAACCGGCUAGUGUCCGGACACUUGUAUGUGUUGUGGAACACCCGGGUGUGUGUGCUGUGUGUAAACCCACGUGUGUGUUGUGUGUAACACCCACGUGUGUGUUCUGUGCAACACCCAUAUGUCUGUUGUGUGGAAUACCCACGUGUGUUGUGUGGAACACCCAUGUAUGUGUUGCGUGGAACACCCACGUGUGUGUUGUGUGCUGUGGGACACCCAGCUGUGUCGUCAUAACACAUGCUUUUGUUUAAUAACCGUACAACGUUUAAAAUCCCCCAGUCAGUAGACACAGAAUAAAUCCCGUCAAUCAAGUGUAUAUAUACUGAGAGAUACAAAUCUCUGUGUACAUUUCUAUGAAUAUAUAUCUCUAUGAAUAUUUCUUUUCUCCUCAAGAAAUGAAAAACUUAUAAUAAAGUUUCACUGAUCA